AUGCAUUAGACGCAUUUGAAAAGAUGCCUACCAAUAGGCCUACGUCGACUAAAUUGUUUAGGAAAUCAGUGUAAAACGGAGACCAUUUACAAGAAACUGAUACUUGAUUGUACUAAAAACGAUUUAAAUGAAUGUAAGGGUAUUUGCCUAGGGAGAUUUUUCAAGCCACUUUAGCAGACACGAGUCAUGCAGCAGGAGCACUUGUUCAAAGUUCUCGUGAUCGGGGAUCUGGGAGUAGGGAAGACGUCAAUAAUCAAGCGGUAUGUGCACCAAAUCUUUUCUCAACACUAUCGCGCAACCAUUGGGGUCGACUUUGCGCUAAAAGUCCUGAACUGGGAUCAUCAAACUGUCAUCCGCUUGCAGCUGUGGGACAUCGCUGGGCAAGAGCGCUAUGGCAACAUGACACGUGUGUACUAUCGGGAGGCAGUGGGAGCACUUGUGGUGUUUGACGUGACCCGGGCCUCUACCUUCGAGGCGGUGCUCAAGUGGAAGGAUGACCUCGACACCAAGGUCACCCUGGGGAAUGGCAAACCUGUCCCUGCCGUCCUUUUGGCAAAUAAAUCUGACCAGUCACGUGAGGGCCUAUGUUCACAGUUACCCAAGCUGGACACAUUUUGCCGGGACAAUGGCUUUGUGGGUUGGUUCGAGACAUCUGCAAAGGAGAACACAAACAUUGACGCUGCAGCAAGGUGUCUGGUCGAGAACAUCCUGGCUAAUGAGGAGAACCCGGGUGUGGACUCGGACCCUGACGUGCUGGUUCUUCCGGGGCUCCACAAUAAUAUCAAGGAGCGGGGAAGGUCUGGCUGUACCUCAUGCUCCAAGUUCUAACAGAACAGGGAGGAACAACAGGGGAGGAACCAUACUGAAUUACAGUGCAAGAUGUGGGUGAAGCAGGUGAUGAUAACGGAAUGAGAAAAUGUUAAGA
Megalops cyprinoides (Indo-Pacific tarpon) is the source of this 925-nucleotide messenger RNA. RefSeq names its product ras-related protein Rab-38-like. The coding region runs from base 187 to 828 and encodes 213 amino acids. The record is from RefSeq and is a predicted model, not a curated record. The transcript is spliced from 3 exons. Gene Ontology annotation, molecular function: GTP binding; GTPase activity. Lineage: Eukaryota; Metazoa; Chordata; Actinopteri; Elopiformes; Megalopidae. Gene Ontology annotation, biological process: endosome to lysosome transport; phagosome-lysosome fusion. Gene Ontology annotation, cellular component: late endosome; phagocytic vesicle; Golgi apparatus.